ACCGAAUCAGUUAUGAGUUAUCCAAUUUCUUGCAGUUCACAAGGGACUGACGAGUUAGCCUCAGAUCACACGGGAUGUCUUGAAACGAGGGAAAAUGGCCCAAGAUCUUUUGGCAGAGAUGACGAAUCGUUGUCUGAGUCCGAGCGCAGACGUUCUGAUCAUGAUAAUGUAGCAAGUGGCAAUAAGCGCGAAGUUGAGAAAAGUAAACAGAGACCCAACCGUGGAACGCUUUCAAAUGGCGAACGUGACACUGCAACAAUUUUUCUCAACGAAGAGCAGUCCCAAGCAGUUAUUCACGUGAUCAAUGGACAUGAUGAGCCAGUAGCUUACCAACAGGAGAAUGAUGAGCAAUUCAGUUACCCCACUAUUGCUGUCUCGCAAGAGAGCCAGCAAACAGUUAGUCAGCCACAGCCAGAUGAGGAACAAGGACUGUUCCAGUGCCACCAAAUGUAUGAUUGUGCUCUCGUAAAUGCAGUGAGUUCCAUGGGUCCCACUCUGCAAGCCAUUGAGCAUACCUGUAACAGGGAGGAGUUUCGGUUAUGGAAACAAAAACUUGACGGAUAUGACGCACAGAAAGCGACAAGGAACAAGAGAAAUUCCGGCGAAACAUUCUUCAUUGAGAUAUUGACACAAAUUGCACAGCUUCGCCAAGUUGACGAGGACGGAGUUGCACCCGCCAUCUUCAGCCCUGCGAUCUAUUCUGACAGCUUUGAAUACAAGGUGGGCAUACGACUACACCCGAAUGGCGUAGACGAAGAGGAAGGCAGAUAUGUCGCUCUCUUUGUUCACAUGAUGAUGGGAGAAUACGACAACGCGAGUGAAGUGAGAUGGCCAUUUACUCAGAGAAUCACUGUGUCUAUCUUAGACCAGAGUGACGCCAAGCGUCACAUUAGCCACAUUAUACAACCCAAGCCACACCUUGCAGCUUUUCAGAAGCCAACUGAAGCAGUCAGUCCUACUGGAUAUGGUUUCAUUAGGUUUGCUCCUAUCGAGGAGGCGUUUAGUUCUCCUUAUGUAGAAAAUGAUAGGAUGUUUAUCAAAAUUCAGUUUUCUGCCUAGCAAUAUUUCUCUCUCCAGUAUUAAUACUUGAUUUGUUUGUCAUUCUUUUGGCACUGAUUUAGGCGCAAAAUGUUUUAGUACAGUGUUUGUCUGAGGUCUGAGGUCUGGCACUGGUGGUCUUCAUGAUCAGAAAAAGCAGUGCACAAAAAUAUAGUUUCCAUUGCCUCACUCUGUUAGAGAAUGUACAAAACUACGUGCUGUAUACUGUUUUCUGUGAGCUUGUGGUUUUUCAAUGCCUUCUCAGUGGAAGCCUGUUUGCAGACGACCUUCUUGUAUGCGUAGAAAGCGAGGCAUAAAAGACAAAGCACUAAGUGAAAAGUAUAAAAUGCAUACAUAUACUUCUUUUAUAAGGUAUCGACUGGUUCAGGUUAAGUAGAGAAGCUGCGGGCAUGAGUAAGGUCGAGUGGAGUAACCUCCACGCUAAAAACUGAAAUGAAUGCGAGCGAUCUCCAAGGAGCUCUGUCAUUCAUUUGGUUUUUCACUUCCCGCUAAAGAAUCAAGGCUAUUAUUUUGAGCUCUCGAAGUCAUGUCAUCUUCUCCGACUUAAUCAACUUUCAGCCUAUUUUUUUUUAUUAUCUCCGAGUUGUUCUCCAGUUGAGCGCAAUUGUGUGGCAAAAAUUAACCCACAGAGUACCCAAAGAGAUGAAAUUAGAUUAGACAUAGUUAAAGACAAAGCUUUGCUUUUUACCUUUUGCAUUCUAUGUAGAAUGUAAUCGCAGCUUGCUGGUUGAAACUGAUUUUCAUGGGAAAAUAUUUUUUAUUGGUAUAUAUAUUAAUCUAUGUAAGUCUCCUGUUAUUCUAAAUUUGGUCCUAUCAGGGUUCAGGAUUUCUCUUCUUGGAGUGUACUAAUUUCUACUGAACGUGUGACGAUUAUAUAAACUAUGCUAUUUUUUCAGCGAAGACGGAAUUUGUCUUUUACUACAUAGAGGCAAAUAGUUAACAAAUUAGCUAGGUGUUUACAUACCAUGUAAGUGAGAUGUCGCUUAUAAUUUGUUUAUCGGCUGUGCCUCAGUAAUUUGCGUACAAAGUAGUUGCUUUUGGGUCUUCACUUGAAGUCAAGUCGGCUAUGAAAAAGGAAUGCGAUGACAAUAAGUUGGUUAUGCCGCUUGCCAAGUCAAUCUGUCCUUUUUAGUACAAGAACUUUCUUGAGCUGUCGUAAGUCCUGUAGGUGUUAUGGGUAGUGACUGUGAAAAAAAAAUUAUCUAUAGAUUUAUAGAAUGCCUUGUAAUGAUGACUU
This is a messenger RNA of Stylophora pistillata, 2296 nucleotides long. RefSeq lists its product as uncharacterized. The record is from RefSeq and is a predicted model, not a curated record. NCBI's taxonomy places the organism in Eukaryota, Metazoa, Cnidaria, Anthozoa, Scleractinia, Pocilloporidae.